AUGCCUGUCACAGUCGCCAUUCCCAAUAGUAGAGUCAAUUCCUGGCAUCAUCCCGAUCCAAGAGUUGAAAACACUUCCCAGCUCCUACCGGGAGCUGGUUCCCAAGAAGCGGACGGACCCAAAGACAUCAUCCAGGGCUCGUUCUCAUUCAACGGAUCUCUUGAAGAAAAUCACGUCAUGCUCUCGAGGAAUGGUCUUGUCUGGUCGGCGUUCCACGCGUACAGCGACCACCAUCAUCUUACCAUUCGCCCCGAGGAUAUCUGGUUUGCUAUCAUCACUCAACUCGGCGCCUACAUCAACGCCAACUCCGAAAAGAUGCGGAAUUACUUCGUUAGCCAUGGUGGCCAGAUAAAGCUUCAGGUUCUCGAUUUCGGGACUUUGCAUACUGCUGAUUACGGAAAACUCUCUCAGAUGAUGUCGCUCGAGAUUGCCAAGAAUAUCAAGGACCCUUCUUUCCGAGAAUGGGUUCUUCCGUCGUUCUCGACGACUACCGAUAGUGAUCGGAUUGUUGGUUCUGUGCUUCUAAUGGGCGCACUGCAGAGAUACUUCUCUUACGAAGUAACUUUGACGUGCGGUAUCCCUUCGGUGACACUGCUCGGAGAAGUAACCGACUACGAAGACAUUCUCAAAAGACUUGAUAAACUGGAUGGCAUGGGCGAGGAACCGACUCAGUUCGCCAAGCUCCUGCGACCAAUUCUUCAAAACAUGAUUCUCUCGUUCGCUCAACCAACCGACCCAGAAGUCCAUGCAUUCUGGAAUCAAAUUGCCGAUAUGCAGUGCAUGUCGGGUUCCAGCACGAUGACAGGCUGGAUCACUGCAUUUUGCUACUGGGACGACGAAGGAAAGGUUCAGCCCCCCAGUCGAGAAAACUGUAGCCUUGGGGGAUUGAUGUAUCCCUUUAUCGAUACGAAGACAAUUCCCCGUGGAUACGUCACCGUUCCGGUUAAAAUUGACGAUAAUGGUACUUUGCAUAAUUGCAAGAUGAAAGCUGGAUCUGUUGGUAUGCAAGUUGUCCCAGGUCCUCAAGGUUAUGUCCCUGCGUUGGAUCCUGAUGAAGACGGAGGACAUAACGAGGAGGUAGAUGAGAAGAAAUCGGGAAUAAAGCCUAUCACUGGGUGGAUGAUCUACGAGGUUCCUCAGAAAAGCUGGUUCCGUAGCAUAUGGCCUUUUUAA
Messenger RNA from Fusarium mangiferae, 1173 nucleotides. RefSeq lists its product as uncharacterized. The record is from RefSeq and is a predicted model, not a curated record. NCBI's taxonomy places the organism in Eukaryota, Fungi, Ascomycota, Sordariomycetes, Hypocreales, Nectriaceae. The coding region runs from base 1 to 1173 and encodes 390 amino acids. The transcript has a single exon.